AUGUCAGGCUUCCCGUCUCUUCGUGGUGGUCCUGGAUCGAGUUCUAGCGCGCGACUGAUUGCCUUCUACAACAUCUGUCUCGGCCAUAAGGCAGCGUGUGAAGCUUAUCAUGCUGGGGAAGGGGACUACUCAGUCCCCGAGAGUAUCUCUAGUGCGAUAGAUAAGCUCCGUCAGAAGCCUGUGAAGUCGCCACUGCCUUGUCGCCGUCUCGAGUUCGGCAGAAGACUGAGCAAUUUCCUCGUCCAGCAUGGUCAUCAGAACUGGCCCGGUCAGUUCGAGGACGGGCAAAUGUAUCAUGUCUUGAUGCGCAACACUUUCCCACCGCUGAAGCCCGAUGUUGAACGCGCCCUGCGGAGUCUCACUGUAUUGGGGCUCUCGAGAACAGAGACUCCGAGGCUGAGAUUCGAUAGCCAUCUCGAAGUGGUAUCUUCUUCGCAGUGAGUUGUAUGCUGCUUACUACAUUUCCACUAAACUGUGAUUUAGUUGAUCUUAAACGUGUCUUUAGUGU
This is a messenger RNA of Perkinsus marinus ATCC 50983, 508 nucleotides long. RefSeq lists its product as hypothetical. The transcript has 2 exons. Lineage: Eukaryota; Perkinsozoa; Perkinsida; Perkinsidae. Bases 1 to 441 code for a protein of 146 amino acids. The record is from RefSeq and is a predicted model, not a curated record.